GCGUCUUUCUAUUUCCGGUUGAGAGUUCGCUGGGGUCCUGACGGCGCGGAUUAGAAAGAAGUCUUCGCAGCUGAAACAACAACGUGUAUUCCGUUCCUUCAAUCCACCGAGAGUUUGAAACAUGUCCGGCAGAGAAGGAGGCAAAAAGAAACCGCUGAAGGCGCCAAAGAAACAGUCCAAGGAAAUGGAUGACGACGACGUCGCCUUUAAGCAGAAGCAAAAGGACGACCAGAAGGCCAUGGAGGCGUUGAAGGCCAAAGCCUCCGGCAAAGGACCUCUAGGGAGCAGCGGCAUCAAGAAGUCUGGUAAGAAGUAAGCGCCGACUCUUCGCCGCUGCGCCUCCUGGCCGAGAAGACUCCGGUGUGCUUUUGCUGUUCACACCCAGAUCUGCAGUUUAAGGAAUGGGGAUGAAUCCUGACUUAGUUUUAUUUCCAUGUAAAACUUUAACACAUCACCCAGAGUUCUUUAUUUUCAGAUUUGUUAUGUAUUGUAAGUGGAUGAGAUGCUAAUAAAGUUUUUGUAUUUACUGCUUUUAUUUCUGUAAUUGGAAAUGAUCUCAAGAUUCAAAACCUUCAAGCAGAAAUGAUCGAUUGUUUUAAAUCUCCGUUAUCCACCAUUUAAAUUACUAAUUUGCCGAUUAAACUACUUCAGUGUAGAGGUUUCCUGGUUUACAGAAAUCCAUUUUAUGAAAAACCCGUUUACUGUCAUUCAAAAAUAACAUCUGUCAGAGUAUGUUUUCAAAGGUAUUAGAACAUCUGAUGUAAAUGCUACAUUUCAUUCUAAUAAAACUAGUAUUGUAUUGUGAAGCCUC
Gasterosteus aculeatus aculeatus (three-spined stickleback) is the source of this 811-nucleotide messenger RNA. It is a transcript of the gene tma7, whose product is annotated as translation machinery associated 7 homolog. NCBI's taxonomy places the organism in Eukaryota, Metazoa, Chordata, Actinopteri, Perciformes, Gasterosteidae. The record is from RefSeq and is a predicted model, not a curated record.